Messenger RNA from Megalobrama amblycephala (Wuchang bream), 4669 nucleotides. RefSeq names its product ral guanine nucleotide dissociation stimulator (gene ralgdsa). The transcript has 17 exons. The record is from RefSeq and is a predicted model, not a curated record. Gene Ontology annotation, cellular component: plasma membrane. NCBI's taxonomy places the organism in Eukaryota, Metazoa, Chordata, Actinopteri, Cypriniformes, Xenocyprididae. Gene Ontology annotation, molecular function: guanyl-nucleotide exchange factor activity. The coding region runs from base 501 to 3035 and encodes 844 amino acids. Gene Ontology annotation, biological process: positive regulation of GTPase activity; Ras protein signal transduction.
ACUUAUGUGAAAUCUAGAGUCAAUAGAAUGGUUAAAUGCACAUUAUUAUUAUUAUUAUUUUUUUGUUUCAUUUAUUCAAUUUGAUACAUGGGCAGAUCGUCUUAUUUAUACACAAAUGCCCUUUAUAUUUAGACCUAAGCUUGAUAAUGAGUCAUAUAAUAGCUUAAUUAAUGCCAUAUAAUUAUUUCAGUUGCACCCAUCUAUUUAUGGCCUGUGAAUUUAUAAUCAAGCAAUUAAAAAUGAUAUUUUUAGUAGCUCACAACAGAGUUUCCCGGAACCUGACAUCACAAUUAGUCAUACAAGGGGCGGGGCAACAUGCGCUCUCGGGGAGGAAGGCCGGAUGACUGAAGCGCGAGGGGCGGGGCCUAGCGGCUCAGGGUAUUCCCUUCUGUACUUCACCCGAACCCUUACAGACCAGCGCACAGCAGAAGUCUGAGUGACAGAAUAUGGAGUUCGUUGUAAAAUAAUACAUCGUAAACAGAGGUGACAGUCUUUUAGUAAUGGUCUACAUUACUGGGAUACAGUCGGACGCUCUGGGUGUCAAACCCACGUCCCUGGAUGAGCUGUUUGAGUCCAGCACUUGGAGAAUUAAAAACAUUUGGGAUGGGGUGAAGCUGGAGAUCGCGGCCGGAGAUGGAUGUCCGGUCGUCUUAAAUAGUUUUACGCAUUUGGACCCUGAUCUGCCUAUGCUGGAGAGCUCAGUUCAGGAGAUCGGAGAAGAGGUAGAGGACGGAGCCAUCUAUACCAUCACGCUCCGAAAGGUUCAGCUCCACCAGACGGCCAGUAAGGGGCAGCGAUGGCUGGGCGUGGAGACAGACUCCGCCCUCAGUUUGUACGAGACCUGCAAGGGUCGGACCAUUAAGGCUGGCACGCUGGAGAAACUGGUGGAGUACAUGGUUUCGGCUUUCAAAGGGAAGGACUAUACAUAUGUCACUAUUUUCCUCUGCACUUACCGAGCUUUCGCCACCACCAAACAAGUGCUGGACCUGCUGCUUAACAGGUAUGCCAAACUGCACGAUCAGCCAGUCUCAGGCAAGCCAAAACUCUCCUCAGAGGACCACACGGAACUUAAAAAUACUGUCUCAUCUAUCCUGGGUGCAUGGCUGGAUCAGUAUUCUGAGGAUUUCUGGAACCCUCCAGACCACGGAUGCCUGCAGAGCCUCAUAUCCUACUUGCAACUUAACUUCUCUGGAUCAGACUUGGAGAGACGAGCCCAUAACCUGCUGGAACACUUCCAGCAUCGGCAGCAGUCAGAGGUUGAGCUUGAAGGUGAUCUAUGUACCUGCCCCUUUGCCACACCAGAGGAGAGCAGCUUGGAGGAUGAAUUCUCACCCUCACACUUCAUGUCCUUCAGUCCUGCCCUAGUCGCUGAGCAGUUAACAGUCAUGGAUGCGGAGCUGUUUAAGAGGGUUGUUCCCUACCAUUGUUUGGGCGGCAUAUGGUCCCAGCGGGAUAAGAAGGGCAAAGAGCACCUGGCACCCACCAUCCGUGCCACUGUUGCUCAGUUCAACAGCGUGACCAACUGUGUGAUUGCAACCUGCUUGGAUAACAGGUCUCUCAGACCCUUUCAAAGAGCGAAGCGCAUUGAACACUGGAUAGAAGUGGCUAGGAAAUGUCGUAUCCUGAAGAGCUUCUCCUCUCUAAAAGCCAUCCUGUCCGCCUUGCAGAGUAAUGCCAUCCACAGACUGAGGAGGACCUGGGAUGAUGUGUCCCGGGAAAGCUAUCGCACUUUCCAAGAGCUGUCUGAAAUCUUCUCAGAUGACAAUAAUUACUCCCUCAGCAGAGAGCUUCUCAUUAAGGAAGGCACCUCCAAAUCUGCCAUCGUCGAGAUUAACCACAAAGGAACCCAGAGAAGACACCAGCAACAAAGAGACAUGGGUGUCGUGCAAGGAACUAUUCCAUAUCUUGGCACUUUUCUGACCGACCUAGUUAUGUUGGAUACUGCAAUGAAAGACCAACUUGAGGUUGGGCUGAUCAACUUUGAGAAGAGAAGAAAGGAAUUUGAAGUGAUCGCUCAGAUCAAGUUGUUGCAGCUGACCUGCAAUUAUUACAACUUCACCAGAAACCAGCGCUUUACUGACUGGUUCAAGAGAGUGGAGAAACUUACAGAGACUGAGAGCUACUCUAUGUCCUGUGAUAUCGAGCCGCCUUCUGAGUCAGUGUGCAAGAAGAACGGGGGCAUCAUUAAACGCAUGAGCGAGGAGUCGGGUUACAGCAGCGCAGGGACGUCCCACUCAAAGUCCUUUGAGCAACCACGAUUAAGCCAGUUCAAAGACAGCUUCAAAGAUGGAGCAGAUUCCCUCAGCCUCACCUCAGUGGGAUCCAGCGGCUCAGACGCAGAGGAGACGAGUCUCAGUCUGCUGAACUCCCCAGAAUCAGGGAAUCAGAGAGCAUCCACACCAACUGUGAAACAUUCUACAUCAACUUCAGAUACAGGGGAGCUUACGUCUGAUUCCUCUUCCAAGCUCUGGGAGUCGUCCACCCCUUCAUCUUUGGAGGCUUCUGUAUCAGGCUUGGCUUUGGAGUCUGGCUGCAGCAGCUCCACCUCAUCUUCUUCUUCCUCUUCCUCAUCCUCAGUGUCCUCCUCCUCUGGGCAGGCCUUCCACUUCCACAAACGGUCGGUCUCUGGUGUCUCUGACUACUCGUCUCUCUCCCUGCCGCUGUACAACCAGCAGGUGAACGACUGCUGCAUCAUCAGAGUCAGCCUUGACACGGACAACGGCAACAUGUACAAGAGUAUCCUGGUCACUAGCCAGGACAAAACCCCUGGUGUCAUUAGGAAAGCCAUGGCCAAGCACAACCUGGACAAUGACAAGUCAGAAGACUAUGAACUAUUACAGAGGGUCUCAAAACAUAAAGAACUCAGAAUCCCAGAUAAUGGAAACGUUUUCUACGCCAUGAACUCAACUGCCAACUACGACUUCUUGCUGAGGAAGCGCGGUGCCCCCAAAACCUGCCGCUCGAAGAGCUCCCCGAGCCUGACUCUACCACGCAUGAAGCAGAAGGGGUUCAAAAUACCCAAGGGCUUCUUCUGAAAGCCUGAAACUGUUGGAUAUUAUCAAGAGUCACUUUAUUAACCCCCCACAGUAUUAUCUGGAUCUUUUAUCCAAUGGACUUGUUGCGUUAUUGAGCUGCUUGUUUCUUACAGGAAGCUAUCCCUGUGUUUCCUGUCCCUACAGACUAUGCUACAGGCACAAGAGGAACACUGUGGUUCUUACAAGGUUUGCCUUAAGACUGCACAUGAGAGCCACACUAUGUGUGAGAAGCAUUUACCAAAUGCAGUCAUUCAUGCAUGAGCACACUAAACAAAACAUUUCGAGCACUUUAGAACGGUCCUUAAAGCAAGAGAUUUGUGGAGAGCUGAUGUGGUCCUUGGUCCUUUUCAAAUUCAGAAUGGGUUUUCUUGAAACAGGCUCUCCCUUCGGACUCCAUAGCAAAAUUUGCUAUCACAGUCUCUCAGAAAUUAGGACUGCUCAUGGUAUGACUACAGUAUUACAUGUACAGUACAAACUAUGUAAAGUGUAUAGUUUUUUCUUUGCUUUUUGCUCUUUUACAUAACAGUUUUGACUGUUGCUGCUGCCAGUUUAGCUCGUCUGUUUUCCCAGAGCUGAUUACAGCCCGAAAUUAACCUUUCAGGCAAUAUUCCCAUCACUCGAGACUGAAGGAUUCUCUAUUGACUGCCAAGUGACUUGGUUGCCUUCAUGAGGAGGGUAUCACAUAGUCACAACUGAGCAUGAGGAGAUGACAGAUUUGAGGUGCAGGAUUCACGAUGUCAUUUAUGGUUAUUUAAUAAUAACCAUACAUAAUAUUAUUAAUGCUUAAUGCAUAUAGAAUGCAAAUGUUGUCAUCCAUGUCUAUAUAUCAAUGCCAAAGCCGUUCUCUUUUAUUUGCAGCUGGCCUCUCUCUGUGUUUCACAUAAUAGAAAGCUGUAACUUUACAGAAAGGCUUUUUUUGUACCAAACACUGUGAGUGGCUUCACCCUGCUAAGCCUUUUUUGCAUUGUGAACAAUAUCCGUGAGUGCUUUCUUACCAUGUGGUCUCGUAUGAUGAGCAGAAAAUGUGAGGGGAUUUUGUUCCCAUCGGGAGAGAUUUUCAGAUGUGUUUACUCAGCCAGAGGUGAAUGUUAGUGUGAGUGUGUGCAUUUUGAGAGGAAUUUAUAUUGUAAUAUGAUGAAAGAAGUUCACCAAGUGUUUCUGCUACUAUGCCAACUAUAUAACUGGAACAAAAGAUAGAUUGUGCUUAAUAUAUGAUUUAUGAAAAGAUCAAAAUGCAUGGAGAACAUAUAUGCCAAUAGUGUGAAUUCCACUGUUAUAAAUAUCUCCUUGUCAAACAUGCUGUUAGGAAGCUACGAACAUGAAGUAAAAUGUUACUGCCUGCGGCUUGUCACUCAACACAUGUGCCAUAUCCAGACUUGAUUUUGUAUUUGGUUUUGUCCCCUUUUUUACCCUCUUUGUAUGUCUAAAUCAUUGUAUGUCAAAGUUUGAAUGUUGAAUUCCAGUUUGUGCUUUUGCCCCAUUUUUAUUUAUUUAUAUGUUUAUAAUUGUUUUAUUUAUAAUUUUACUGUUGUGAAGAUAAAUUAAUAAAUGCACAUUUGUAUGUACAAUAAAGCACUACAUUUUUUUAAGAACUUACAAAUAAAUGUGGGGCCGCUGAGACCCCAGUACUUGAA